This is a messenger RNA of Daucus carota subsp. sativus, 1339 nucleotides long. Its product is annotated as GDT1-like protein 4. The record is from RefSeq and is a predicted model, not a curated record. NCBI's taxonomy places the organism in Eukaryota, Viridiplantae, Streptophyta, Magnoliopsida, Apiales, Apiaceae. Gene Ontology annotation, biological process: calcium ion transmembrane transport; manganese ion transmembrane transport; Golgi calcium ion transport. The transcript is spliced from 9 exons. Bases 275 to 1168 code for a protein of 297 amino acids. Gene Ontology annotation, cellular component: Golgi apparatus. Gene Ontology annotation, molecular function: calcium ion transmembrane transporter activity; manganese ion transmembrane transporter activity.
AUUAUCAUUAUUAUUGGUGAAUUUCCUCCCUAUUUCGCUGAGACGGUAAGCGUACUCAAAUUACCCGUGAAGCCCUCCUCCUAAAGCUCUCCCUUGUAUGCAUUUUUUUUUCUAGUUUAAUCGAUAUUUGACGAGACCCCCAUUCCCAAUUCCCCAUAGAUCUGAAUCUCGAUUAUGUGAUUGCAUUACCCGCCUCUGCCUCUGUGUAGAUCUCUCCUUGCUUCGUGUUUUAUUUUACAUACUUACAUCCAUCCAUUUGUAAGUGUGUGUGAUCAUGGGGUUGGAGUAUUCGAACCCCAACAAGAUCCUCCUCUGUUUCUUCUUCAUUUCUCUGGGUAUCACUUGUGUUCUUGCUCAGGAGGAUGAUUCGAAUGCUUCUGUGAAAGAUCUGGGUUGGGCUUCUGUUAAGGAGAAAGUGCUUGACAGGAGAAGCAAAAUUGUUCUAAAUAAUGGAGGUAAUACCAAAAGGGGCACAACUGAUCUUGAAUCAAUUGUUACUGAUCUCAACUUGGAUACGGGUCUUGGUGUAUUCGAUGCAUUCUUUGCAAGCUUGUCAAUGAUACUUGUCAGUGAGAUUGGAGAUGAGACGUUCAUAAUUGCAGCGCUUAUGGCUAUGCGUCAUCCAAAGUCAAUUGUUUUGUCGGGUGCUUUAAGUGCCUUGUAUGUGAUGACGAUACUCUCAACCGGGCUUGGCAGAAUUGUCCCCAACUUGAUAUCACGGAAGCACACAAACAGUGCUGCAACAGUUCUUUAUGCCUUCUUUGGUUUGCGACUACUUUAUAUUGCGUGGAGAUCAACCGACUCAAAAGCAUCCUCAAAAAAGGAAAUGGAGGAAGUAGAAGAAAAGCUUGAGGCUGGGCAAGGAAAAACAACAGUCCGCCGUUUCUUCUCUAGAUUUUGUACACCAAUAUUUUUGGAGUCAUUCAUUUUAACAUUUCUAGCUGAAUGGGGGGAUCGUAGCCAGAUUGCAACAAUUGCUUUAGCUACUCAUAAAAAUGCACUUGGAGUUGCUGUUGGAGCUUCUUUGGGGCACACCAUCUGUACAUCAGUGGCCGUGGUUGGAGGUAGUAUGCUUGCAUCCAAGAUUUCUCAGCGCACAGUUGCAACAGUAGGGGGCUUGCUAUUUCUCGGGUUUUCCUUGACAUCCUACUUCUAUCCUCCCCUAUAGCGUAGUAUUUGAACUUAGCAAAUAUGUACUUAUCCAUAUUUUUUGAUGUUAUUAAUCUGUCUUCUAACUGGAAAAAGCACGAAGAAGCAAUGACAUUGCUAUACAAAUUUUUAUUUUGUAUUAUAGUGUAGCUAAUGUGGAAAGCAGAAGUAAUCUGUGACAUCGUUGGUA